ACUCUUUGAAUCACAUUGCUCCUCAGAGCACCACCUUGGGAACAACUCUCCGCCUGCGAUUCCUGUCACUUUUGCAGCUCACUCACCUUCCAGAAUCAGUCCCUUUCUCCUCUCUUGCAGAGUGAAGUAAGGCAAGGAUGAAUGAACCCCGACCGCGUUAUGUCAUCAACCGCCCUGCUUAUUCUAUCAAUGACUUUGAUGAAGAAUUUGAAAGGAAAAGUAGAAGUUACCCUCUUGGAGAGAAAAUAAAAAAUCUUUUCAGAUGUUCACCAUCCAGACUCAAGCUUAUAACGUACAGCUUAUUUCCCAUCCUCCUAUGGCUCCCAAAAUACAAAAUCAAAGAUUACAUACUGCCUGAUGUUCUUGGUGGUGUCAGUGCUGGAACUAUUCAAGUGCCUCAAGGCAUGGCUUUUGCUCUGCUGGCCAAUUUACCUCCCAUCAAUGGGCUCUACUCUUCAUUCUUCCCCCUGAUAACAUAUUUUUUGCUAGGUGGUGUGCAUCAGAUGGUUCCAGGGACUUUUGCAGUUAUCAGUAUUAUUGUGGGGAAUGUCUGCCAUGAACUGGCUCCUGAUCAUGAAUUCCAGUACUUUAAUUCAACCACUAAGAAGUUAGAGAUAAACCACACAGCCAUGGAAGCAGCCAGACUGGAGAUCUCUGCAACAUUGGCUUGUUUGACAGCCAUAAUACAGAUAUGCCUGGGAUUUGUGCAGUUUGGUUUUGUCGCUAUCUACCUUUCUGAAUCCUUCAUCAGGGGCUUCAUGACAGCAGCUGGCCUACAGAUCCUCAUCUCAGUGCUCAAGUACAUCUUUGGCGUCACAAUUCCAUCCUACACAGGGCCCCUGGCCAUCGUCUAUACGUUUAUCGAUAUUUGCAAAAGCUUGCCUAAGACCAACGUGGCCUCCCUGGUGUUUGCCUUGGUCAGCAUUGUGCUCCUGAUUAUUGUGAAAGAGCUGAAUAUGAAAUACAUGAAAAAGAUUCGAGUUCCUAUCCCCAUGGAAAUCAUUAUAGUCAUAGUAGCUACUGCCAUAUCUGGAAGCUUUAAUAUGGGUGAGAAAUACGAUAUGCCAAUCGUUGGGCACAUUAAUAUGGGCUUUCCUUCUGCCACACUUCCUCAAGUAAGCAAAUGGAAGGACAUGAUCGGCACAGCUUUCUCACUUGCCAUUGUGGGCUAUGUGAUUAACUUGGCCAUGGGCAGGACUCUUGGCACCAAGCAUGGCUAUGAUGUGGACCCCAACCAGGAAAUGCUGGCCCUGGGUUGCAGCAACUUCUUUGGAUCAUUUUUCAAAAUCCAUGUGAUCUGCUGUGCUCUUUCUGUGACCCUAGCCGUGGAUGGAGCUGGAGGAAAAUCUCAGGUGGCAAGCUUUUGUGUGGCAAUUGUCGUGAUGAUAACCAUGCUGUCUUUGGGAAUCUAUCUGAGCCCUCUUCCUAAGGCUGUUUUGGGAGCCCUGAUAGCUGUGAAUCUGAAGAAUUCUCUGAAGCAGCUGACUGACCCUUACUACCUCUGGAAAAAAAGCAAGUUGGACUGCAUGGUCUGGGUGGUGAGCUUCCUCUCAGCCUUCUUCCUGGGCUUGCCCUUUGGACUUGCUGUGGGAGUAGGGUUUUCCAUCCUAGUAGUGGUUUUCCAUACCCAGUUCCGCAAUGGCUGUAUCCUUGGCCCUGUAGCUGCUUCUGAUAUAUACAAGAACCCCAAAGUCUACAGUAAGGUCCAAGAAAUAGAAGGGAUUAAAAUUGUCACUUACUGCUCCCCACUGUACUUUGCUAAUUCAGAGAUAUUCAGGGAGAAAGUAAUAGCCAAGACAGGUGUGGAUCCUAUAAAAGUCUUCUUGGCUAGAAAAAAGUAUGUGAAGAAUCAAGAAAAAGCUGUGAUGGUGGCAGCACUACCAGGACAAAAAACAAGCAAGCUGAAAUCUGUCUUCAGGAAAAACAAGACCAUAUCACUGCAAGAGCUCCACAAGGAAUUCGAAAGCACUACUCCAACAGAUACCAACAACAACCAGACAGCUUCCAAUGGCACCAACAUUUCCCACAUAUCAUUCAAUCUUUCUGUGAACACGUCAAGGCAGGACAAUGCUUCCUGUGCACAGGGAAGCACAACUAGUCAUCGGAGCAGCACCUGCAGUGAUAUCCCAGCCUCUAAUGUUGAUCCUAUGAUUACCGCACCCCCAUUUGUCAACUUCCACACCAUUAUCUUGGACAUGAGUGGAGUUUGCUUUGUAGAUCUGAUGGGGACAAAGGCCCUGGGAAAGCUGUGCACCAACUACCAAAGGAUUGGGAUUAAAGUUUUCCUGGCAAAUGUUCCUGCCCAAGUGUACGAUGACAUUCGCAUAGGAGGAGUCUUUGAAGAAGGUGGCCUUGAGCCUAGUCACGUCUUCGUGACCACCCAUGAUGCUGUUUUGUUCGCAACAAUGAAUGGCCACAGAGCUAUACAUCGUCCGGUGUUUGAAGAGAGAGCAAGUCAGAUAGAAAUCUCUGUCACUGAUGAGUCUCUGGAAGACAGCAGUGCUGAAUUCCAAAACUUGGAAGAGGAAAUGUUUGGAGGUAUUUUUCAUUUGGAGACCCAGACAGCACUAGCAAGGGGUUCUUGAAGCUGGCAUCAUGGAGAACAGAAGAAGGAUCUCAGGAACUAAAUUUUGCCUACCUGGAAGAAGCAGAAGAGCAGCAGGAUUAUUACUGCACUUCUCUGGUCCUCAUUGUUGCUCAUUCACAUUUCAAGCAAUGCUUACAUACUCAAAUGUAUGAACACAAGCAUACCAAGGAACUGUAAAGCAUUAGCCUUGUUCUCAUGAGGAAAAAUACAGGAAAUGUGGAGAACUGCGUCCGGAGUGCCGGGCAGAAAUCUCACAAGAUGCAGCUCCUGGGCUUUGCGAAGGAAUGAUUGUUUCUAAAGUACACACUGACUUUAGACCUCACUCUACGUGUAAAUAAGUCCCUGGUAAUGGUGCCCAGUCUGACUUUUAGCACUAAUAUAUAAAAUUGUCCCUUUUUCUUUCUGGGGCUUAAAUGCAGCAGCAUUACCUGGGAUUAUCACUAAUUACCUGGAACAAAUGCUGCAUUUUCACACCACUGUUUUGAAGAAGGGCUUCCUUUUCCAUUACAAACCGCACUCCUUUCCUUCAUGGGAACCUUUCCAUUCAGAGAAAAAUAUCCUAUUAAUUCUAGUAGGAACAAUAAGCAUAGACAGAACUUUUCAUAAAUGUAUUUGACAUAUGGCUUGAUAUAAUGCACACUGAAGCCAUUGACUGAAAUGGGCUUGUGACUAGUCCUUGGGUUUAGAACUGUCAAGGAAAUAACUAAUUCUACAGUAUUCUCUAUCUUCCUACAUAGCUACAUAUUUACAAAAACUUCAGUUUAGGCUCAUUUUGAGAGAAAAAAAACACAAAGCUUCAGAAGGCACCCGUUUUCCUGGACCCAUUCACUUGUCCCAUACAUAUCUUGGGGAAAGAGCUAAUUGUACAUCUCAGAUAGCAUAUUAAAAAUAUUUCAAAAACAUAUAAACUACUCAAAACUCAAGCAUCAAACAGCUAUUUAGGCUGAAUAUCUUUAAACUGACCUAUACAACAUAUUUGGUUUAUUACUGAUCCCUUUCAAGUGUUUAACCUUUUCAAAUGCUAAAUGAAUUUUCAUUAGCAUGCCACAAAGAGAAUCUACCUCUCAGGCAGACAAGCCUGACUAGAUAACCUAGAAACCGGUCUCUUUUGAAUUUUAUUGUAUAAGUGCAAAGUGAUUUUUAUAUAAAAGGAUGAAUGAUGCAAAUUGUUAUUGUGGUUUUAGUUUUCUGUUUAAUUUUGUCUUGCAGUAGCAAGGUGUUGAAUUUGUAAAGGAAUCAAAAUAAAAGGUUUUUAUAGCCCAAG
This is a messenger RNA of Sphaerodactylus townsendi, 3851 nucleotides long. It is a transcript of the gene SLC26A9, whose product is annotated as solute carrier family 26 member 9. The transcript has 22 exons. Gene Ontology annotation, biological process: transmembrane transport. The record is from RefSeq and is a predicted model, not a curated record. Gene Ontology annotation, molecular function: bicarbonate transmembrane transporter activity; chloride transmembrane transporter activity; oxalate transmembrane transporter activity. Gene Ontology annotation, cellular component: membrane. Bases 138 to 2585 code for a protein of 815 amino acids. Lineage: Eukaryota; Metazoa; Chordata; Lepidosauria; Squamata; Sphaerodactylidae.